AUGGGGAAAAGGAGCCGGGGUUUGGGAGCGGAUAGCUCCGAUUCGGAGCCCAAGAAAGCCAAAUCUCCGGAGGUGGAAUUUACAGGGACCCUCUUUAAAUCUUUACUGAGAGAUCCCCAGACAGCACUGAAAGGCUUGGAGAAAUUCAUCACUUUAUCUAGAAAACUCCCCAGUCCUCACCUGUAUGAUGUGGUGGAGGGUUAUAUUAAGAUCUCUGUGGAAUGCCUGGAAAUUCUGAAGCUUUUAGAUGGGGAGAGAAGACCUGAGACUGAGAUAAUGUUAGUCUUUCAAGCCCUGGAAGCCAUUUUGCUGAGAACGGCCAGUGACUUGUCACAUCUGAGUGUUGCUGGUAUUAACAUAGUGAAGUACAUAUUGAACACACACAUGAAGUUAGUCUAUUCCUGUGUGUACUCAGAAACCCACAGGAUGUCUCGAAUUUGCCUCAACAUGUUAUCCGCAAUGGUGACACAAGGACCGGACUGUGCCAGGGAUGUUUUUAGCCAUUUUGAUUUCAACAACAAGUAUCUGCCAGGAUUGCUGAAGAAGAGAGACAAGCAGCUGGUUGUUUACAGAAAAAUAAUACCCUGGUGUGGAGAGGGGCCGGCUGCCCUGGUGUGGAGAGGGGCCGGCUGCCCUGGUGUGGAGAGGGGCCGGCUGCCCUGGUGUGGAGAGGGGCCGGCUGCCCUGGUGUGGAGAGGGGCCGGCUGCCCUGGUGUGGAGAGGGGGGACGACGGCUGCCCUGGUGUGGAGAGGGGGGACGACGGCUGCCCUGGCUUUUUCAGUGAGAUUUUCAUCACUGGGACAAAGGAAGAUCGAAUAUCUACCGUAAACCUCCUGAUUUCCUUGCUGCAAACCAAGGUUAUUCAAAAUAAAGCCAUCACAAAGACCCAGAAAGUGCGUUUUUUUACUUCUUCCAUUCUAAAUCACAUAGCUUCCCUAUACCGCUGGAAUGGUAUUGUAGAUGUCAGCACCAAGGAUGUGCAGAACACAAAUGAUCCAAAGGAAGCUGGGAAAUUGAUGAUAAGGGAGCUGGUACACAACUUUCUAAUGGAUCUGUGCUGCUCUUUAAAACAUGGAAUAAAUUUCUAUGACCCGAGCCUGGGCACAGCUGCAAGGGCUGGGAACUUGGUCCUUCUGCAGUUCCUGGUUGGACUGAAGUCAGCGACUGAGGAUGAGCUGGUCGGGGAGUUGGUGGUGAAUGUUCUUAAAGUUUGUCCAGAUUUACUAAGCCGGUAUUUUAAGGAAACGCAGUACUCCUUUGUUCCUCGACUCAAAACUGCCUGGCUAGAGAACAUCAAACUACUGAAAAAGAUUUAUGAUGCCCAGCCACCAGUGUCUGUCGCCUUCAAGACCACAGAAUAUGUGCCUCUUCCACGGCUGAUAAAUAUGGUGAUGAUAGCAACAGUGGCUCCCAUGUGUAACAAGACUAUGCUCACUCAAGGCCUUAAUGUGCCGAAUAAGAUAGUAAAAAAUACAAUCUUGUCCCUGAUCUCCUCAAUCUUGAAAAGGGCCGAGCUGAACAUCAAUCAUUGUCUAAAGGAAGAUGUGUGGCAGAAAUCUGACCUGUACACUCCCACAACGAUGGCGGAAUUCGCCCAGAAAUACAGAGAAGCUCUCAGUAAGCUCCUGCCUGAGAUUAAUACAGUUGUAGCAACCUGGCAGUCCCUCCUCAAACAUGAAGAGGCUGGAAAAGAGGAAGAAGGGAGAACACCCGAGGGGAAGCCAUUGGAUUCCUCGGGGGACCUUCCAGUACUGACAGGAAAAGAGGAUGAUGUCCAGACUACUCUUGUGAAGACUUCUCUCCUCCAAGUCCUGUGCCUGUAUCAGAGGGUGGUGCCUCACUUAGUGUCUCAGAGUAAUUUCGAUUUCAGCAAACUGCUGAAAGGAAUUGUGUGCGAUAAAGGCGUACGUGAAGAGGUCCCCCCUAUCCUGCAGCAUCAGAUCCUUCAAGUGGCCCUGGAGUUGCCCGCCAACAAGUUUUCCUGGUUUAAAGUGCAGGAUACACCUGACACCGGAGGGGAGAAGUCUGUAUUUUAUCUACUUUUGAAAAUGUUUGUCACUUGUAACAAGACACAGCUGAAAACGUCAACCAGGCUUUUAAUUAUUAAGAUUCUGCAAGACAGUGGUGUGUUUGAAUACACUUGGCAGGAGCUGGAACUGUGGCUGAGGUGUCUGGAUACAGUGGAGGAGAACUCUAAGGAACCGGUGAUCCAGUUUUUAGAGCAGGCUUUGGUCAAACUGGUGUCUAACCCGUAUCCAUACACGGAUAAGGCUGCAGAUUAUGUUCAAGAGGCCAGCGUGCUCCAGUCCAGUUUGGGAAAGCUGGAUUCCGACACAGUCAGCAUUCCCAUCUCCCACAUCGAUGAUGUCAUGGACAUGGUGGAUGUCAUUGUUGAAGGGAGUGAAGGCUUGGAUGAAGAAGUUGGCUUUCAUCUUGAUGAAGACAUGAUUCUUCAGACGUUUCCUUUCAGUGCUGUGAUCCCAGUAGUACUGGAAGCCAGGAAUAGGAUCCUGAUGUUAGGGGAAGAUGGACAUGAAUAUGUGAUCCCUUAUCUGAUAUCUGUCCUGACUGACAUCCUCCACACCCAACGGGACCCGCUCGCCCUUUGCUUGUUACUCCAGUCUUACGAUAAAGAGUUGCAGCCUUUGGAAACCAGUUCUGUUGGGUGCGUCCAACUUCACAGCUUUUACAACUACUACAGCCUGUGGCUGCCUUCAUCUGCUAAAGGGCCUCCAUUCUCCAGAGAAGAAAAAUCUGCGAUGGAGAGUGUAGAGCAAGAUGGAGAAUCUUCAUAUAAUUUGUUAUUAAAGAAGACUUUUGUGGACGGGCACAUAGAUGAUGACUCUAGGCAGAUGCUGAAAGACUCCAUUUCCAACACUCCACAGGAAGGGCUACCGCUGUGUGUGAAACAUACCCUACUCUGCAUCAAGACUACUGUAGAGGUCUUCAACAAGUAUAAAAAGUCUACAGGCUCAGGGUUGAUUAGCCUCUACUUGGACCUUCUUGGCCACCUUCUGUGCCGAUACCAGCAGAUAGAGUACAACCAUGAUGAGAACAAAGAGGAAGUGAAUGGAGAAUCUGAACUUUUUAUUGAAGCCAGCAACACACUGGAAUCUCCUGGCAACAUGACCUUAGACCUCAUGUUGUCUGCAGUCUUCAAACACCCUGUUUUGGAAGGAUGGUUCUUGGCUUUACAGCGCCAGUCUGUCCCCCUUCACAGCUUAAACCCUGUCACUGUUAAACUCCUUUCAUCUGCCAUGAACCAGGGUCUGAUCCAACUGCUUAAAUCCAGCACUCCUCUGCUGCAACAAAGUGGCAACCUUCAUCUCUUGGUCAAAUACUGUGAAGCCAUCUCAAUUAGUGUCUUAAAAGAGUUUGAAGAGUGCAAGAAGAGUCCAAGUAAAUUAUCCCAUCAGCUGGAAGCUUUGCAGGGCCUUUAUCCAUACAUGGGUACCGCUCAACUCAUUAUUGCUAUGUUGAAGCUUCCAGAAGAAUUUCUACUUGUGGACAGUGCAAAGCCCAUGCAUCAGCAGCUGAGUGUUUAUGGUAAAGUGCUGGUGGAACUGCUCAACGAUAGUCACCAAAGAAAGCAGUGUCAAGAGGAUCUAGCCUUCUGGGUGGAACAAGUAAGAGGAGUCGGACGACUAUUGUUGUCUUCAGCUGGAACUGACCUCGAGCCACUGGUCUCUGAUGCUCUACAAAAAGUACCUGCCUUUGCCCAUGUGGUGGGAGUCAAUGUUCUGACACAUUGCCUCGAUAAGGGAACUCCAGACUCUCUAAGUGUGGCUGCUCUGCUGGUACAGUGCAGCAGGACUCACCAGCUGCAGUUUGAGUUGUGGUGCUUGAAGCCUGGAAUGGUGAAGCUUCUUAGAAAGAAUGUAAAGACCUUUGUGCCAAUAGUCAACAUCUACUUGAAGACCAGAAAACAAUUUCAAUGUACACAGCUGACCAAAGUGAGUGCCGCGGUACUUCAUAUUCUAAAGGAAGUUUUCUGGAGCAAACUGGUAAAGGAGGCAUUAAGCACAGAGACCGAACAGACUUCUGAUCAAAUUGCGCUGCUUUCCAAGUUGGUCACACAAUGCAAUAUAGACGAUUUUACAGAACUUCUCAGUGAGCUCCCCAACACGCUGCUCAAGAACUGUUCAGUGGAAAAAUGGGCUCUGGCUGACUGUGUAUGGCAGGCUGCAGACCGUGCUGGGGCGAUGGCCUGCUCUUGGCAGAGGGCUCUCCUGGCGGCCACUAUGAAGUGUCUGACUGCCACAUAUGGCAUCAACAAGGAUCGUGAGGAAGUGGAACAGGAAGCGGAGACAGCAAUGCUCUCACGACUUCGCAAUCUCAUGUCCGUGGUGAGGGAGGAUGUCCCUACAGAAUGGAACAGCUUUGUGAAAACCGGACUAAAGUAUCGUUACACAGACUGUGCAUUUUUGGAUGCUUUGUGUGCUGGAAUAGCAGAGUGGUAUGAGCCAAGUGGCCCCUGUACGCAGGAUUUAGUGCAGUUACCAGUUAUCCAUAUGAUGGUAAUGCAACAUUCUCUCUUCCUGCCCAAUUUUGUGAGAUCUAGAGAGGAGGAGAGCAGCAGCAAUACCCUUCGAGAAAAGUUGGCGUAUCUGCUGAGAACCAUAAUCGGGAAAUGUCCAUCGGUGUGUGACAAGAAUCAUUUCGCUAUUUUACUUGGUGCCUAUGGAGCAACUCUCAGUGUAACGGACCAGAAACUCCUUUUCCUUCUGCAGGCCUAUGAGCAAAAUAACCUGAGUCUCACAGAUUUCAGAUUGCUGUUGUGGGGUCCAGCUGCGGUGGAGCAUCACAAGACAAGGAAAAGUUUGGGGAAAUCCCUGUGGCAACAGCCAACCAUGGAGGAGAUUCUCAACCUGUUAGACCGGGAGAAAAUGCUGGAAACCCUCCUGAAUUUCCCGCUGCACCGCAAGCUGAUUGCCGAGACUGGGAAGAACACGUUAUAUGAAGACCGGGCAAUAGAUGACCUUGGGAAACUUUACGAUCCCUGCUUCUUGUUACCUCUCUUCAGUGAGCUGCUCAGACCAGAGCUGGUUGUGGAUUGUGUGAAGUUCGUGGAGGUCAACGCUUUAGGUCUGACCCUGGCAGCACUCAGUAGUUACGAUUACAGCAUGCGAGCGGCAGCCAAUUACGUCUUGGGGUCCUUCAUCUCCCACUUGGAAGCAGCUCGUUUUCGAGAUAAGAAGCAGCUGCAGUAUCUGCUGGAUGUUGUAAAGAAUGGAAUUCGGCAGGAGAAUCUCCGGCUCGCUUACAUACUGGGGCUGUAUGGUGCCAGGGUCGCCCAGCUGAUCCUCAGACCUGAUGAACACAUGUACAUAAAGGUGAACCGCUUCCUUCUGUCUCACGAGUACCUGGAUCUGAAGAAAGUUCCGGACUUCUAUAGAUUGUUUUACAGCUUUGACACAGAGCACAAGGUGGAGCGUGAAUGGAUUCUGGGAUUGCUGAGUGAUGGAAUGAGGGACAAGCAUUGCUAUGAGCUCUAUGAUUACCAGAGGAUAUUUAUGGUCAUUAUGGCUUUUUAUAACAGCCAUCUGAGUGAUGAAACAUCUCAAAAUCUGGUUCUGGAAAUUCUUAUGAAGGCCUCCAAAGUGCCAAAGGCAGCCUAUGAGCUUACAAGAGACCACAGCCUGCUGUCCUGGAUACAGAACAUUCUGGAGAAAAGGUAUGUUGAGAAUAAAACGUUGGGAAGUGUAAUAACAUUAGUGACCAAUUUAUGGUUAACCAACUUGGGGAAGAAAGAGAAGACCAAAUCAAAAGAAGAGAAGAAGCCGAAUGGACCGGCAGAGCAUGAGAAGUUUCUUCCCAUCCAUCUAGUGAAUGAGAUCUUUGGAGUUUUGAUGGUUCUGCUCAGACACAUGAGGACAAAUUUGGAUAGCACCCACCACCUCCAGUAUUUCUGUGCAUUGAGCUCAGUUCUGCGGUACCGCUCACAUGUGUUGACAGCCUUUAAGGAAAUGGGUAGGUUUGCUGUUAACGAGCAAGUGUUUUCAAGCAAGAAUGCCCUACUCCUGCUGCACAAGUGGAGCACCAUCGAGAGAGACCUUGAGCUGCAAGAGAGACUCGGCACACUGGCCAAAGAGUACAAAGUCAAAGAACUUAUAAGUACCAUUAAAGAGAAAUUCAGACAGCCAGGCCCCAGGCAUCAAAGGAAGAGAAUUGAGGCUGUACAGCAGGAAGUCCUGGAACAGCAGAAUGCGUCCCAUCUAGAGGAGACCAGGAAUCAUGUGAAAUCUGUAUUGAUACACUGGAAACCCACUUUACCCACCCUUCCCUACACCUCUGCAGGAGAAGCUCCAGAUCAGGCAAAAGAGACCCCCGAAAAGGACGAGGAGACGGAAAAGAGAAUUAACAGUGGUGCUCUAGUGCAUGCCACUGCCUGUAUGGUAGCCAAGUGGAUAGUAAAAGUGGAAGGUGAAGUUGAACUAAACACACACGAUCUCAAAAACACUCUGCGCUGGCUGGAAAGCUGCAUUGUACCCCACUCCCUGGUAGUGGCGGAGCUGCUAAGAGAUGGCGUGUGGCGGAGUACCCUCUAUAAACUGUACUACAGAAUCUGCAGUGACCCUGAUUCUGGCCUAGAACUGCUGAGUAUAGCUAACCAGGUCAUGAUGAACAUCAUUGAGGCUGAAAAUGUUAGCAGUGGCACAUACCAAGCUGUGAAGAAUCUCUGCCUGCUGUCUGGUGACCAUACAAAUGACUCUCACAAAGCUGCCGCCAGUCUCUUGGCAUCUCUCUACAUCAGCGAUAUGUGGCUGGGCGCAAAAUCACCUGUUAUGUUUAACGCCUAUGUAAAAAUGGUCUGUGAAGGAGCCGACCUGGACAUUUCAAGUUCGAAAGAAAAGACCCCACGGAAGAAGAGGAAGGAGGAGCAGGAGGCCAUGGUGUCCCUCUGUAGAGACAUUUCUGCUGCUGUUUCUAAGAGUUGA
Messenger RNA from Nanorana parkeri, 6939 nucleotides. RefSeq names its product URB1 ribosome biogenesis 1 homolog (S. cerevisiae) (gene URB1). Bases 1 to 6939 code for a protein of 2312 amino acids. Gene Ontology annotation, biological process: maturation of LSU-rRNA from tricistronic rRNA transcript (SSU-rRNA, 5.8S rRNA, LSU-rRNA); maturation of 5.8S rRNA from tricistronic rRNA transcript (SSU-rRNA, 5.8S rRNA, LSU-rRNA). The record is from RefSeq and is a predicted model, not a curated record. Gene Ontology annotation, cellular component: nucleolus. The transcript has 39 exons. Lineage: Eukaryota; Metazoa; Chordata; Amphibia; Anura; Dicroglossidae.